AUGGCAGAAACUGAAAAAAAAACAGUAAAUUUCACAUGCCAAGAAGUACUGGGUCUCAAGUCAUACACCCACAAGGAGUGGAGUUCAGCAGAAACUCUUCAGAAGAUCAAGGAAAGAAGAGAGAAGAAAGCAGGCAUGAACAACAAGAGGCCAGUAAAGGACAAAAAUGGUGACUUGAUAACAGACGAAGAAGGACAAAAGAAGAGACUGGUCGAUCAUUUCCAAGAGCUUCUUUACAGACCUACUCCUGUCAACCCACCAAAGAUACCGCCAGAUGUUGAACUAGAGGAGCAAAAAAGAACUAAAGAAAACUUUAGGAAGAGAAUGCGUGAAGUAAAGGAACUGGAUAUAACAGCUGACAAUCUGGUCAAGUCUCUAGAAAGUUCAUUGAAAGAAAAAGAGCAUGAGGUGAAACAGGAGCAGCAGAGAAACAGAGAGCUGGAUGCCAAAUUUAAGAAUCUACUCCAGGAGAAAGAAAGUAUUGAAGCUCAAUUAAAAGUCUUCAAGAAGAGAAAAAAAAACCUCAAAGAUGAACUUGCUGCUCUUGAGGAGCUAAAUGCCCAACUAGUGGAAGAAAGUAGUCGUAUUAUUGAUCACACAAAUACCAACCAGAAAAUUCAGCUGUGUGACAAGAAAAAUCAAGAAAACAAUGAGCCAACAAAGGUCAAAGAGCAAAACAAACAAUGUGAACAUUUGAGCGACUCUGACAGCACUGAAAUAGAUCUAGACGAUUCAAUUUUCCUGCAGGAAGACGUGGGAUGGCAGCCAAUAGACCAUGAACAACCAAGCAGCCAUUCCGUAAAAAAGGUUCAAGACCAGAAAAACAAGCGGUACUUAGAAAAAGCUCAAGAAGCAGUACUUAGAAAAAGCUCAAGGUUGUUGUCUAGGAGUGAAGAGAACUUGAGAAACACAAGCAAUGAAGUUAGUAACAUAAAGUCAAGGUUGAUAGAUUUGGAGCAUGAAAAAAUCAUGCUAGUGAAACAGCUGACACAAUUUAGAUCAAAAUACAACUACAUAACCAGACAGAAAGACAAAGAAAUCCAGAGACUCAAAAGUGAACUGGAGCUAUAA
Biomphalaria glabrata is the source of this 1071-nucleotide messenger RNA. RefSeq lists its product as uncharacterized. The transcript is spliced from 13 exons. Bases 1 to 1071 code for a protein of 356 amino acids. Lineage: Eukaryota; Metazoa; Mollusca; Gastropoda; Planorbidae. The record is from RefSeq and is a predicted model, not a curated record.